CCGGUCAGCGAUGGGCGCGCUUCUCUCGAUUCCAGUGCUAUCGUAUCUGCUGAUACCGUCCAUGUCUUCGUACGGAACGAGCCUGAAUCUGAUCUUCUUCUACCUCACCUGGACGACACUCGUCCUCUCCCACGGCCCGUUGAAAGUCGAGCUCGUCGGUACCACGGCCGUCCGAUUGAUAUUUUACUUCAUACCGUCCGUCCUGUUCUUCUUAUUCGAUAUCCUAAUUCCCUCUGCCUCGGUGGUGUUGAAAGUAUACGGCAAAGAUGGCCUGCCACAAGGGAAGAAGAAGAACUAUGGCAGUUCGGAGCUUAAGGUGGCUCUCUGGGCUAUAUUUAAUUUGAUUCUGGGCAUAGCAGCACAGGGAAUUAUUGAAUUUGUUUUGACGAGAGUACUGGGGGUGAAGAGUCGGUUGAAGGUGACGACGAAGCUGCCUCUGCCGUGGGAUAUUAUCAAGGGAGUGGGGAGGGCGUUGAUAAUUCGAGAGAUACUGCAAUAUCUUGUUCAUCGCUAUGCUCUGCACUCAUGGACACCUUUCCAGCAAUAUCAUAACGACUGGUACCAUUCGAUACACACUCCGUACCCGCUAACCGCUCACUACGACCACCCGGUCGCAUACUUACUCUGGCACUUCCUUCCUACAUUCCUGCCAGCAGCAGCAUUCAGAUGCCACCUGCUGACAUACAUGCUCUAUCUCAGCAUGGUGUCAUUAGAGGAAACAUUCGCGCAUUCGGGGUAUAAGCCGAUGCCAACGAGUUUCUUUAUUGGCGGUAUAGCCAGACGAGUGGACCUGCAUCUCUUGCAUGGGGGGCAUGGCAACUAUGCGCCUUUGGGAAUGAUGGAUUGGUUAUUUGGAACAUCUAUAGGGGACGAGCUGGAAGAUGAUAUUCCCGAGCAGUCUAACGGCGAAAGCAUCGCUGAGAAGCUUGUUGAAAAGAAGCCAAGGCGAAGCCACCGCCGAAAGACCAGAGAAAAUGUACACUAA
Trichophyton rubrum CBS 118892 is the source of this 985-nucleotide messenger RNA. RefSeq lists its product as uncharacterized. Gene Ontology annotation, molecular function: C-4 methylsterol oxidase activity; iron ion binding. The record is from RefSeq and is a predicted model, not a curated record. The transcript is spliced from 2 exons. Lineage: Eukaryota; Fungi; Ascomycota; Eurotiomycetes; Onygenales; Arthrodermataceae. Bases 11 to 985 code for a protein of 324 amino acids. Gene Ontology annotation, biological process: ergosterol biosynthetic process.